AUGCGCUCUCUCGUGGUGGCUGCCCUGAUGGGCGCGGCCCUCGCCACCGGAGACGCCCGCGUCCAACCUCGUGCCGCAGACGAGGCCGCCUUGUGCGCGGACCGCUGCACGGAGCGCUGGCUGGAAUGCAAAGCGAGUCCCGGCGCCGACCGGGAAACGUGCCGCGCCCAGUAUAGCAGCUGCCUCGGGUUCGACCACCUCGACCAUGGCGACAAGGUGCCGCUACCAACCGCGUGUCAGUUCCCGGACGGCCGUCGCCGGCCCUUGCCCAGGCCGCCCCUCGAGGCUUGCGCCCGCGAAUGCAACGCCGAGUUUGAGCGGUGCCGCACCGCACCCCAGGCGCCCCUGGCGUGGUGCGCGACCGACUACUCCGGCUGCUUGGGAUACAUCCCCUUCCCCGAGGACAAGGGCGCGCCGUUCCCCAGCCCUACCGCCUGCGUUGCCAAGGACUCGAGGCGCCUGAAGAAGGGCUCCCGCUACGAAGGGUGCGCCGAGCUGUGCACGGAAGAGUUCCAAGCCUGCCGCGACAGACCCGGCGCGAACCCCCUGUUCUGCGCGUCCAGAAUGGCCCAGUGUCUGGGAUACAGCCCGUUCAGAAACGGCUUCUUCCAGCCCCCGACCGUCUGCUACAAGCCCAAGGCCCCCAAGACCAAGACCCCCCACGACUCCUGCGCGCGCAAAUGCCUCAACAAGUACGGCGCUUGCAAGGCCCGGCCCGGCCCGACCCACGACCUGUGCGACUUCUCCCUCAAGCGCUGCGUCGGCUACGACCCCUUCCAGAACGGCGAGCUGCCGAACCGGGUCUCGUGCGCGCAGACCAGCAGCGCCGCCAUGAUAACGCUUGCCCCGCGCGCCGUCCCGGACAAGGAUCCGCCCCAGAAUAAAUGCGCCCUGAGGUGCAUGGCGAGAUACCAAGCUUGCUGGGCGGGGCCGCCUUCCAACUUCCGCAGUUGCCGCGUCAAUCUGAGGAACUGUCUUGGUUUCCAACCGGAUGAUCGCAAAAGCAAGUUCCCCACCACUUGCAUACGAUUUAAGAGGCCUUAUUGCACGACCAGGAGGCUGCUUGGCCCCGCCGCCAAGCCCGGCUCUCCUCCCAUCACGACGUAUCCGCCGCUGACGACGUCCUCUCUUCGAUAUUUCCCGGACACGGACACGGAAUCGGAAUCGGAUCACUACGACGAGGGCAAGCACGGGACCAAGACCCACGUCAUCACCAUCACCUAUACCCUCCCGGCACCGUCCAACACCACCGCUCCCGCUGGAUCGACUGUCGCCAUCACUCCAUAA
This is a messenger RNA of Ustilaginoidea virens, 1287 nucleotides long. RefSeq lists its product as uncharacterized. Lineage: Eukaryota; Fungi; Ascomycota; Sordariomycetes; Hypocreales; Clavicipitaceae. The record is from RefSeq and is a predicted model, not a curated record. Bases 1 to 1287 code for a protein of 428 amino acids. The transcript has a single exon.